Messenger RNA from Lytechinus pictus (painted urchin), 2119 nucleotides. RefSeq names its product cytochrome c oxidase subunit 7A1, mitochondrial-like. NCBI's taxonomy places the organism in Eukaryota, Metazoa, Echinodermata, Echinoidea, Temnopleuroida, Toxopneustidae. The record is from RefSeq and is a predicted model, not a curated record. The coding region runs from base 97 to 423 and encodes 108 amino acids. The transcript has 3 exons. Gene Ontology annotation, biological process: regulation of oxidative phosphorylation; mitochondrial electron transport, cytochrome c to oxygen; mitochondrial respirasome assembly.
GCAUAACAUUUCAUGGAGAUAUUUGCGAACAGUGAGUAUCGUCGACGUCAUUAACGUCCUUUACUAUAAUAUCAGUCUGUGAAUUCACAGUUUACCAUGGCUUUCAAACACAAUUCAGCAAGUGGAAAAGUUUCUAGCGCUGAUCCAUUAUCUGCAUAUAAUCCAGGGGGCUUGACACAAACCAAAGUUAAAGAAACCCCUCCAAUUGAGUUUGCACAGAAACCAGCACCGUCUGGAACUAUGUCCCGAUUUUUCAAGAACAAGGUUGCCUUCAACCAGGCGAGGUUUGGGACUCCUGAUGGGCUACCAAUUCACAUCAAACUGGGACGUGACAGGAUAACGUAUGCCUUUGCGAUGGGUCUCACAGCUGUAGGAACCAUUUGGAGUUGCUACUCACUCUUUAAGCUUUCCUUCAAGAAAUAGAUUUCUUAGUUUGGAUUUGAAAGCUUUAUUGCUCCUAAAAGUUUCAUGACACAACUCACAACACCUUUGAUUACAAAUUAUAUUGAGUUAAUCUUUACAUUGAAAUUGAGCAUGCUUCAUGUCAUGUUUGGUUCAGUGAGGAUUCAGGAAUAUUGGUUUUAUUCAGGAGGAGUUCAUUGUUUUUUAUAAUGCUGCUGUUUUGCUAGGUAUGAACUUUGUAUUGAAUCUUAAUGGAUAUUUUACUGGGAUCAAAGCAUAUUUAGCAAGUUAUAAACUACUGUUGUAAGCUCCCAAAAUUGUGUCAGUUGAUUGCCUAAGAGCAUCUUUUUAUAUAAUUCUGACAUUUGGGCUUUGAAGCUGUUGGUAUCCGAAAAUCGGAAAGUAUUUUAAAAGUUGAGAGGUAAUCCAAUAUGUGCUGUAUCUGCUGGUAAGUGCCCCCCCCCCCUGUUCUAUGAUUAUUCAAAUUUUGCUUGAUCUGGUAAUGAUUUUCAGUUUUUGAAAUUACUAUUGCAAAGUUAAUGCUUGAAUUUAUGUUUGUCAUCUUAUAAACUCGCUUGACACUCAAUUGAUGCUCAAUGACAACAAGACAUGAAAUCCUUGUUGCAUUUAUAUUAUUUUAAAGCCCUUUGAGUGUUUGACAAAAUUGGAUUUUUAAAAUGAAGUCACUCAAAUACAAGAUCACCCCUCAAUUGUAUCUCAUAGAUGUCAAACAAUAUAUUAGACUAUGUUUUCAUGUUUAAUUAUUUUUUUUUUUUGGGUGCCACUUCCUUCUGCAAAGACCACUGAUCCUUGCAUUUAUUGAAUUCAUUUUAUGGACAAUAAUUGAUGUACAGAUGUCAAACAUCAACACACUUUAUAUGAGGUAUUUACCAAUUCUUCCCAUGUUUGAUAUUACAGUGAUACAUUUAUGACUGUAGGCUCCUAAACUUGACACAGGUACAAUGUGUAUAAAUAAAAAGAUAUCUUCAAUGUAGAAAUGUACGGUGACCAUCUGUAGCGAAUAUUGUUGUACAAAUACACAUUCAGGACGGGAGUUCUUCCCAAUUGUAAACAGCUUCUCAGUGCAUAAGUAUGUUGACCUUUUUGUCACAGUAGGUUACCAUGGACUUUGUACAGGAAUGAUCUGGUUCCAGUUGACAAUGGCCCUUAGAUGAAAAAGGAGGCCACUUUAGACCAUGUAAGACAUGGGGUAUAUGAUUGUUAGAUAUGUUUGUAAUAAUAAGAUGCAUCUUACCUUCAAGGUUGGUAUUAUUCAAUCCAUCCAAUUAUUUUGGAUUUUUUGUUUUUUUGUUAUUUGUUUGUACAUGAAGUCAGCGAUUCAUUUGCCAAAUGUUAAAUGAUUAAAAGUUUAUUUAUGAUAUUUUGAAAUUUGUGUUAUUAUUCCCUUGAUGAAAUAUGUAGAGUAUUUCUUUAAACUUAAAUUUUAAUGUUUAAGAAAUUUAUAUGAAGGAAGUGGAAGAAGCGAAACAUGGAAAUAGCAUUUGAUGUAAUGUAAAUCAACACUUUAUCAGGUACUCUGAAAUGAAUUAUUGUUUUUUUAGUAGAUUUGUUGGUAUAUGGUUGCUCUGCUGUGAGACAUUAUGUGUUCUACCUAUACAUUACAUUGGAUUUAAAAUCUAUUCUGCCAUUAAAAAUGGUUUGAAGAAAAAAAAAACAUUGUGAAAAUAUAAAGAAAUAAACAAUUGCCAUACAAUAA